AUGUCAGUCGGGCCCCCCAUCCAGCCCCCAGCCCCUCGUCAGACUCAGCUUCCGACCCCCAUUGGCCUUGCAGCUCCCGCUAACCUGGCCCCUGCUGGCAUUGGCCUUCCGCCCCCUGCCGGCUCCCGACCUCCGCCGGCACCACCUACGGCCUCCUCUGCGCCGCCGCUGUUGCACACCCUGGCCGCUGCACUUCCUCCCUACUGGCAGCUUGCUCCCUACUGCCGCUCCCUCUGUCGUCGCUACCUGCAGCACCUCCCGGCCCCGCCGGCAGCUUGCUCCCCGUCGCCGCUCCCUCUGGCAUCGCUGCCUGCAGCACCUCCCAACCCUGGCCGCUACUUGGCUCCGACCAACUUCAGGUCCUGCCGGAAACUGCCACCUACCAGACCCAGCGGCCUCCGGCCUCAGCGGUCCCUACCAGUAGCUCUUUCUGGCCCACACGGCUCCCUACUGGCCCUCACUGAUGCCAACCUCUGGCUCCCCAGCCCGCUGCUUGCCGCUGCCUCUCGACCCACACCGCCCAGCUCUCCCCGGCGGCCCAGCUACUCCCGGCCUCUGCUGCCUAUAGCGUCACCCUGGCCUGCACCGCCUAGAUCUCCUCGGCGGCUCGACAGCUCCUCAGCCCAUGCAGCCUAG
Molecule: messenger RNA, 636 nt
Organism: Cryptomeria japonica (Japanese cedar)
Lineage: Eukaryota; Viridiplantae; Streptophyta; Pinopsida; Cupressales; Cupressaceae
Product: proline-rich receptor-like protein kinase PERK2
Exons: 2
Coding region: 1-636 (211 amino acids)
Source: RefSeq, a predicted model, not a curated record